This is a messenger RNA of Rhea pennata, 1008 nucleotides long. Its product is annotated as P2Y purinoceptor 3-like. Bases 1 to 1008 code for a protein of 335 amino acids. Gene Ontology annotation, molecular function: G protein-coupled receptor activity. Lineage: Eukaryota; Metazoa; Chordata; Aves; Rheiformes; Rheidae. The transcript has a single exon. The record is from RefSeq and is a predicted model, not a curated record. Gene Ontology annotation, biological process: G protein-coupled receptor signaling pathway. Gene Ontology annotation, cellular component: plasma membrane.
AUGGGGAACGGCACGGCGGGGAAAGCACCGUGCCCGCUCGCGGAAAACUACAAGUACGUCCUGCUCCCCCUGACGUACAGCUCCGUCUUCGUGCUGGGGCUGCUCCUCAACGGGGCCAUGCUGUGGCUCAGCUGCUGCCGCGCGAAGGAGUGGACCUGCACCACCAUCUACCUGGUGAACCUGGCCGUAGCAGACCUGCUGUACCUCUGCUCUUUGCCCUUGCUCAUUAUCAACUACGUCCUGCAGGACACGUGGCCUUUCGGGGAGCUGCUCUGCAAGCUGGUGCGGUUCUUGUUUUACGUCAACCUGUACGGUGGCAUCCUGCUGCUGACUUGCAUCAGCGUCCACCGCUUCCUAGGCGUUUGCUACCCGAUUCGCUCGCUGCCCUACCGGACCCGGCGCCUGGCCACCGUUGGCACAGCAGUGUCCUGGGCACUGGUGUUCCUACAGCUCUUGCCCACCCUCAUCUACGCCCGCACUGGUGUCAUCAACAACCACACCGUCUGCUACGACAUGACAAGUCCUGAGAACCUCAACAGCUACUACCCCUACGGCAUGGCUUUAACGGUAUCCGGCUUCCUCUUUCCUUUUCUCAUCAUUUUAGUCUGCUAUUGCUCGAUGAUCAAAAGCCUGAUCCAAACCACGGGGGACACCAACCCCAUGGGACGCGCUGCUCGAGCCAAGUCAAUCCGAACCAUUCUCCUGGUGUGCGGCCUCUUCGCUGUCUGCUUGCUUCCCUUCCACAUCACCCGGACCAUCUACCUCUUCGUUCGGGUGUACCGGAUAACCGAAUGCCAACUCUUUCAACGCUGGAGCUUACUUUACAAGAUCUGGAGGCCUCUAGUGAGCCUGAACAGUUGCAUCAACCCCCUCCUCUACUUUCUUUCUGGUCAAACCAACAGAGCCAGGCUCGCUGUGGAGCUCAGACUGCACAAGGCAGACCCUCUUGCUAGGCCUGCUGGGAACGCAAACGAGACAGAUGCCCAAAGACAACUUCCCUCAUGCUGA